ACAACGUUUACUCUCUCCGCUCUCCGCUGCCUUCCCCCACCCACCGCCGUGAUAAUUCCCGUCGGUUAUCAUUUCAUUUCCAGGAAUCUUUUCUUUCUUUUUCUCCUCUGGUAGUUGAGCGGACAUGGAGCUUUUUCAGGAGCUCGUGCUCACCUUGCUUGUGGCAGUUCUCUCCUCUUUUCUCAUCGCCAAAGUCGUCUCUAAAGCUACCGGCGGCAGUUCCGGUCACGCUGACGAUUCUCCCGAGGCCGCUUCCCCUGCCCGAAGCCGUGAUCAGAAGGAUUCGGGAGACGUGAGUGAAGAAGUUAUCAUGGAGGAAUUGAAUUACGCAGGAAAAUUGGAAUCUAGGGGUCUCGAGAGCGAAGGAAGAGUCGAGUUUGUUGCUGAAUCGGUGGAUAGAGUUGAGGAUUUCGUCGGAGAACCUGCUCCGAUUGACGAGGAAAGGAGCGGAAAUGAAUGCCGUGAAUUGACUGGGGAAGUUGUUCCGACAGAGGUGGAGCAGAGAGGAGAAACUGAAAUCGUUGCCCAAGAGGCGAAAGAAGGUGAAGCGGUUGAGAUGGAAUCAGCUCAGCCGCCUGAGGGAAUUACCACCGUGGCGGCGGAGGAAUCGACCGAUGAAGUUGCUGGAGGUGAGAAAGUGGAGAUUGAGAUAGACGAUGAUUGGGAAGGGAUUGAGAGGAGCGAUUUGGAGAAGGUGUUUGCCAAGGCAUCCAAAUUCGUGGAGUCUGGAUUUGGGGAAGAGAAGUUAGCAAGGGUGGGGAGUGAUGUGCAGAUGGAGUUGUAUGGUCUGCACAAGCUUGUUACUGAAGGGCCUUGCCAUGAACAGCCGCCAAUGGCGCUCAAGCUCUCUGCUCGUGCCAAAUGGUAUUCAACAUUUUCCUUGAAUAAUGUCUCUGCAGCUUUUUUGUGUGUUUACUCUUGGCGCUUUGAUUUGCUUGAUAUGAUUCUGAUUCUGGUUGUAUUGAAUUGGAUGAUUGGAUGCAUAAUGCCUGCUUAGUAUAGCAUAGGAUUGUUGGCUUUAAGGAGGAAAAUGCCAAGUGGAUAGUGUUGCUUACCAAGGGUUUAGAACUGAAUGAACCUUUAGAAACAUUAGAAUCCACAUGUGACUAUGACAAUGUAGGUGUCUAAGUGCUGAAAUGAAGUGGGCUGCAUCUGAAAUAGCCAGUGGAGGCUGAAAGAAUUGAACUUUGUCCAAUAUAAGGAAAGGAAAUGGUGGUGCAGAGCACAGACACACCUUAGAACCUGUGGGCAUGCCUAUACCAAGUUGCACGGUAUAGUUUGAUUGUAAGUUAUAUAUAUCAGGGGGUUUACAGUGAGUGACGGAGAGCCACUGAUUACGUUGUGCAAGGAAUUCGUGGCAAAAGCUGGGUAAUAUGGAUCCAGAAGUGGCGAUGGAGCAUUAUGUCACUCUUCUAUCCGAAAAUGUCCCACGGUGGGCUGAAGAAAAAUCUAUUAGAGAUGAUGAUGCAGCUCCGUCAUCUGAAGUACUAGAGUCCGGUGAUUCAGCUGCAGACAUUUCCUCACCUGCAUCCCAUCACCCUAAAUACCCUUACGAACGUGGUUCCGAACCGAAGCAUGAUUACGAGACGAGUGAGCCGAUGAGUGGCGACUCAGAUGUCAAGAAUACGGUUAAGGAAUGACAUGUAGUCUUUGACUGUUGUCGCCCACCAGCCACCAACACCUAAUCUGCUUCCAACCACAAUUUCCAGUUGCUGCUGCAGUGCUGCUUGACCUUCCACCGACACUAAUUUUUCGUCGGGAAAAGGGGCUUUUUCAAGUUAAGUGCCUCAAUCAAAAAGUAGUCCAAGUACGGGUUUCUCAGCUGUCUCUAUUAUGCAUACGGUAAUUUAUUUCAUGAUCCAUUGUCAUCAUCCCCCUUAUGUUUGCUUGACAAAGAAGAAAGAUAGGAUUGUGGAAUGCAUUCUCCAUAUCUGCUGCAUGUGUAAAUAAUUAUCAUGUAUAUGAACUAUGAAGUGAACUAAUCUGUCCCUCUCUAUGUAUAUGAAAGAAUAUGUUGUCAACUUGUCAUCAUCAGAUUCAUCCACCAUGGCAAAAAC
Molecule: messenger RNA, 2057 nt
Organism: Linum tenue
Lineage: Eukaryota; Viridiplantae; Streptophyta; Magnoliopsida; Malpighiales; Linaceae
Source: the annotation of a GenBank genome assembly